AUGUCUGCUAACGAAUAUUAUGGUGACAAUAAACAACAGUAUCAACGUCCAAAUGUUCCUCCUCCAUCUCAUGAUAUGAACUACAAUAAUACUAGAGGGUAUCCUGCGCAACAACAAUAUUAUCAACCUCCGUUACAACAACAACCACAAUAUUACCAACAGCCACAACCUCAAUACUACCAACAACCUCCACCACAGCAACCAAUCUAUGUUCAACAACAAGCCCCACAACGUGGUAAUGAAGAUUGUUUAACUGGUUGUUUAGCUGCUAUGUGUUUGUGUUGUACUUUGGAUAUGCUACUUUAA
Molecule: messenger RNA, 306 nt
Organism: Arxiozyma heterogenica
Lineage: Eukaryota; Fungi; Ascomycota; Saccharomycetes; Saccharomycetales; Saccharomycetaceae
Exons: 2
Coding region: 1-306 (101 amino acids)
Source: RefSeq, a predicted model, not a curated record